GCACGGGACCAGCGUCUCCUGCUCCUUCCUCAUUCUCGUUCGUUCCCCAGUGCCGCCAGCAUUCUCUGUACAGUACGUUGACGCUUUUCCCACUCUCCGUCGAUACGAAGAGAGAAGUCGAAGGGGUGAGUUUUUCCGCCGCUGAAGCUCGAUUUUUCGGAGGUUUUAGCUGGCCCGAUCGGGCGAUUCUCGUGCGUGGUGAAGAUCGGCUCAGACGGCAUUUGUGUGGAAUUACCUCGUGGACGGUAAGGAGGUUGAAAAAGUCCGGUUGAUGAAUCAGGGUCGACUCAUGACUGUUCUUGGAAUGGUGAAAAAGAAAAGAGUGGCAGCUGCUGUUUCAGAGCGCGCAGUUGAAUUUGUUCUUGCUGCUGUGAAGAGCAUGCGGGUGUUCGUGGUGGUGGGUAUGGGAAGGCUAUAAGUGCCAGUGAGCUGAUGUGUUGGAGCUAUAUAACGCUGUAGUCAAGAUGUCUCUCUUAACAAGAGCAGAGAUGCAUAAGUUCCAAAAGUUCAUCGAGGAGGAGGAUUACAAAUCCGCUUUACUGUUAGCCAAAAAAUACGGACUCGAGAAAGAUGAUGUCUACAAGCCACAGUGGAACUGUUCAGAUUAUGGGGAGGAGGCGAUCCGUGGCGUAUUGUCCAAGGUCGAAGAUCAGAUGUGGGUAGUGAAGGAAUGCAAGGAGAGGAUCUGCCCUAGCUAUGACUCUAUGAACGCCUUGCUCAAUUAUGGGCUGAGGGUCACCGAACCUUUUGUGCAUCCUGAGAGCUUUCUCUCUUCUUCGAAUGGUGACGGCAGUGACAAAUGUUGGUGGUUUCGGUUCAAACGUCUUCGACUUCUUCAGUACAAAGACAGACUUGAGACUUUUAUUGGCAUCAACAAUGGGAGAUACUCUCAGAACGAGUACAUGAUCUUUCGCUCAGCUCCUUUGUUGACUGUAGCACUGCGAUUGGCUGAACGAGGAAAAACUGGAGCUUUGGCUUUGCUUUUCAAUCGACAUGCUUAUUCACUGGCCCCUCGUAUUCUGGAAAUAUUGGAUUCUAUUCCAGAAACUAUGCCUCCCAACAGUUAUAAUCAGCUCCUUCCCGACGUUACUCCUCCCAGACCUUUUCUUCCUCGUACGAAGGAGGAUUGGGUUGAGAAUCUUGAGAUUGUGAUGGCCAUCAAGAGUGGUAAGCAGCAUUAUGAGGAAAAUGAGACGGAUUUGAGUUUAGAAGAGAGCACAGAACACGUCGUGAAGCUUUCGAAGGGUCUUCAGUGGCCAAGCAAGACGGAAGUUAUAGAUUGGUACUUCCGACGGUCACGGGAGAUUGAUCGAGCCUCAGGGUUGCUGGAAAACAGUUUAUCUCUGCUGGACUACGGUAUUGCCAAAGGACUGCGAGAGUUGGAAAGCUUUUCAAAAGAUAUUUCAGACCUGAUGGCCAUCAUUUUCACCGGUGAUUCAGACGAUGUAGUCGUGGGCUUCACUCUGUCUGACUGGGAGAGUCUGAGCAAAUAUGAGAAGUUCAAACUGAUUCUAGAUGGUGCGAGGGAAGAUACUAUUGUGGAUCGGCUGAGAGAGCAGGCCACAUCGUUCAUGCCCCAUAGAAGCUCGACUCCCAACGCUGCCAGCGAGGCACACAGUAACAAGGAUCACUCAGACGUGGAUGCUAAUUCACAAUCGUUUUUGGUGACAUGGUUGAGAGGAGCAGCCAAAGAGAAUAAGUUCUCACUUUGUGCAGUAGUACUGGUUGACUGCUGCAAAGAACCUAGAGAACAUGGUUUCUUUGAAGGUGAAGAUGAGCUUGCUCAAGUUGCGUUAGAUUGUAUAUACUCUUGCACAGAGACAGGGGAAGACGCAUGGAGAACAAUGCUUUAUGUAUUGCAGAGUCUUCCGCACAGAGACUUGAAGAAGGAGCCAAGUUUGGCGUUCGAUGAUAUUAAUGGACAGAGGGGGUUGCGAAAGGGAUUUAUGAGAGCCUUUAGAGGUGCUGUCGGCAAGUCCGCAGAUUCGUCUUUAGGAAUGUCACCUCUCGUAUCCGACGAUGCACAACCAAUGUCUCCUAGAACAUCCCCUGAUCUACUCGGCACAUUUCUAGGCAAAGGCAACGUGUUGUCUGAUGAGCUUGAAGGGAGAGUACGAGUAGCGGAGGGGCACGUUAAGGCCGGACAACUUCUUUUGAAAUAUCAGGUUCCGAAGCCCAUCAGCUUUUUCCUCAGUUGUAAAGGAGAUAACGGGGGUACAAAACAGAUCAUUCGAUUGCUUCUCGCGAAGUUUCCGAGCAGAGAUUUGGCAAGAACCGAUAGUGGUUGGGCAGGUUUAUGGCAGGAUCUACGAACCUUACAAGAGAAAGCGUUUCCGUUACUUGGCCGGGAGUCCUUGUUACUAGAAUUUUGUCAAGGAUUGCUGAGAGCAGGAAAGUUUUCAUUGGCCAAAAAUUACCUCAAGGGUACAGGGACUACAAGUUUGCAUAUCGACAAGGCAGAAAAGCUUGUUUUGAAGAUUGCCCGGGAAUAUUUAUAUUCAGCUCCCAGCUUGGAUUCUCCUGCCAUUGAGAAGGCCAUAGAAUGUUUAAAUCUUCUCCCGCCAAGCGAUUCCUUGAAUGCUGAACGUAAUAUCAUUGAUGCACUCACGGACCGACUUCCUUCUCUGGGGGUAACCUUGUUACCUGUCCAGUUUCGUCAGCUUAAGGACAGAAUGGAAGCCGUUAGAUUGGCUAUCUCUUCCGAAGCAGGUGCCUACCUGAAUGUUCCUGAAAUCAUGAAUGUUGCCAGCCUUCUGGGCUUGACAUCUCCAGAUGAGCAGGCUGCUGUAGAGGCAGCUAUUGCAAGAGAGGCAGCUGGUGCUGGCGAUUUUGGACUUGCGCGAGACUUGUGUCUUGGUCUGGUCAGAAAGGGUCAUGGUGCAAUUUGGGAUCUUUGCGCGGCACUUGGAAGGGGCCCUGACUUCGAUCGAAUGGACCUCAAUACGCGCAAAGAGUUCCUUGGAUUUGCCUUGGGUCAUUGUGAUGAAGAGUCGGUCGGAGAGCUGCUAAAUGCUUGGAAAGAGUUCGAUCUUAUGAGCUCUUGCAAUGUUUUGGGGCAAGCUGUGAAGAGGCUUGAUAUGGGUCUCGCAGAGCAUGAGAAGGUGGGAACAUGUGUCUCAGAAUUUCUGAAGUCAGAUCCAGGUUCUGUGUCCUCGUCUGAGGAAAGACAGGGUAAGUCUCUUUGGCAGGAGGCAAAGCUCGCUCUCUCUCAUGUUGCCGCAAAAUGUGAGAAAAGUGAGGACUGGGAGCUAUACUUUAAAGAGAACAGGAAAGCGUUAGGCUUCAUCGGCGUGAAUCUACCUUGGCUUGUCAAGAUUAGUGCCUUGUCACAAGAUGUGGAGAACGCUGAUCAGUUAGAUGUUGGAGCAGAUGACGGAUGGAUGGAGAUUGAAGAAGAAUGGCAGCCCAACCUCCCGAAAGAAUGUCAAAGUCAGAGGGCUCAAGCAGCAGCUUUGAUAUUAUUUGGACUUGCGAAUUAUGACAUUGUUCCAGAUGACAGCCUUGUCUUACUACUUGUGCGUGAAGCAGUUCAAUCUCCAGUAAUUAAGGAGGAUGACACCGUUGGGUGUGGGUAUAUGUUGAAUCUCCGUGACGUACAUCGUGGAACUGAGUUUCUAGAGGAGGAACUCCAAAAGAGAGGGAGCGCUCAGGGAGCUCAUCAAGCUCUGGACCUGGUAAUGACAUUCAGUUCACUUCAAGAAUCAGCUUCAGUCUUGCAUAACCCGCAGGAGAGGAGAAGGGAAUUGCGUGAAUAUCUCUGUGGACAUGCAGACGCCGUUUCUAAGAAUAUUCAGACUAGUUCAGAGUCCAAUUUUUGGACAGAGUUUCGAAGCAGAGCAGCGGAAACAUUGAAGGUUGCUGAGCAAGCAAGGAAACUCCAACAGAUGUUACCUGGUGUAGAUGCGGGACGCUUCAUCACCGGUGAUCAAGAGUAUAUUAAUGAGCGUAUAUUCUCCUUUGUUGAAACUGCGAAGACACGGCAGGAGGAAUGGCUUCCCGGACUAUUGGCACUUGCUCAUGAGUACUACGUGGAUACUUGGCAGGUGCUUGUUAGGUGUUUCUUGGCUCUUUUACUCGCAGAAGGAAGACCUGAAGAGGACAUUGUUGCCGAAAUAUCAGGAUAUUGGUCUAAGUUACUUGUCAGCUCUGAGAAACUGCCUACAACCGUUGAAAUCUACGAUCAAGUUGUUAGAACAGCUCUUGAAAACCUACGGACAGAAGAAGACAGCUCUGGAACCGGAGACAGAAUUUUGUCGAGGGAAAAGAAGCGUUUGGUACGUGCUCUUGUUUCUUUAAGCAGUGAUGUCAACACAUCGGAGGAAGAGACCAGUGCAGCUCCGGUUCAGGAUGAAAAAUCAACCGAGAUGCUGAGUAGAGUAAGGCAUGUCGUCUGGCAGAAAUUGUGCGAAUUUGCAGAGGAUCUACUUGCUCCUCUGCCCACAAGAAUAUUUGUUUUAGAACUUCUUGAGGCCAUUAAGAUGGGUAAGGUUCCUAGGGAAGACUUUUGGCGUUCUUGUCAACUAGGUGACGAACACCUUAUCAUCUCCUGGGGAAAGUGGGAAACUGAAGGUGCAAAUUUAGAGCCGAGCUUGAAAGAAAAGAAGGGACAAGAGGAGAAACUGCCAGCAGCGAAAGCCGUCAACGCGCUGCUUGCUUUGCGAUCGACCCAAAUCAUUUCCUCUCUGUGGCCGACCAAGGAGGUUACAUCGGCAGAGCUUGCUAGUUCCGAAUCUGCCACAUCAUUUUUCAACCUCCUGGUGGAUUCUACUGUAUCCUCUGAGCAUGCAACAGCCUUGAAGGCCCUUCUGGUCGAGUGGGAAGCAGCUUUCGGUUUUGAACAUAAGAGUGGAGAGCGGAAAGAAGCCACAACGAAGGAUGACGCCACCGAAGAAUGGGGUGGUGAGGACUGGGGUGAAGGAUGGGAAGAUUUUGGUGAGACCAAUUGGACGGUGCAUACCCUUCACUCAUGCUGGAAAGCAACUCUGCAAAAGCUGGUGGAGUGGAGCUGCUUGCCACAGGCUUUGAGCGUUCUGGAUGCUGCAUUGCUGCACCCCACCAAAGUCUUGGUCUCGGAAAAGGAUACUGAGGAUCUUGUAACAGCUGUUGGCGAGUCAAACCCAAGCGCUGCCCUCCAGUUAUCAUUACUCCUUCCCUAUAGCUCUGCUCAAGAACAUGGAAUCCAGUUGCUAGAGCAGGAAUUGAAAUCACGAGGUUCUAAGUCAGAUGGAAUGUCAAAUUCUUUGAACCAAGACCUCAUAGCUCUUGUGUUAUCAUCUGGGCUUCUAACCACAGUUGCUAGUGAUCAGUCCAUGACGAGGGUGUACUCAGUUCUCUGUCGAUCCCUUGGACAUCUUGCCCUGCAAUCUCAGGAGUUGCAAAUAUCCACGAAGCUCUCGAUGAGAAAUUGUAUCGUAUCUAGCGAGAAUGUGCCACUCUCUGUUGUUGCAUUCCCAUUCUUUAUAGGAGAGUUGACCAAAGCUAAGCAGUACGCACAAGCCGGUGCCCUGGUACUACAGUUCAUGCGGGUGCACCCGGGUCUGACCACUUGGAAUGCUGCCUACAUGGCCUUGCAGCGGUAUUUGAAAACACAAGCUGACAGUGCGUCAGUGGAGGCGAUUGAGAAAAGGGGUAAAAUGAGUACUCGAUAUCAAGGACAGUGGAGGCAGUUGGAUCAUUUGAAAAAUACAACAGACAGUUUAAUUUGUCGGCUGGAGGAAACGCUUAGAUCUGCUCUGAAGACGCUUGCCAAAGAUAUGAAUUAGGAUCGAAGCUUCAUCAAAAGCAGUAUCUUGUGUGGAUAUCCUGUAUUAUACAAAGCCUGUGGACUACAGCCUAAAGUUUUCUGUAGUCAGGACGGGGUUCACAAAAUCCAGUUGGUUCUCCUGAUUUAGCACCUUUGUUGGCCCAGUUUUCCAAGGCGGAUCCUCGUCUAAAUGUUUGUAUUUCUUUAUCCAGUGAAACAAUGGCCGGAAGCAGCAGAUGACCUCAAUUGACUGUAAAUAAGUCAUGUACAAAGCAUACAUUUGAUUCGUAGACACAUUCUUAGCAUCGAGGGCUGGACAGUUGCACAGCAGCUGGCGUAUGAGUCCUUUUCUUUAUUUCAAGAUCCUGCAACUACGAGAUCAGCGAACUCCCAGACCUGCGUUGUAGGGUGUACUCUUCUGUCUGCUUUGCAAGCGAGGAACUUCAGAAAUUAUCAUUUCGGUUUCUUCUUCAGCUCUGCUUUCUCACUCAGAAAGUACUUCUUUAGUAAAGGAAAAGUAAAGUGUAAAGUCUCUUUAGUAUUCUUCGGUAUUCUCAGGCAGAACCCAACCAUCACGUCUGGCAUAUGCGCCAUCCGGGAUCCAAAUGCAGAUAAGCGCUUUCAUCGUUUCGAGAUGUACUCAAGUCAAGAAGGUUUCAUGUCUUGCCAUAGCGAGCAAGUUGUAGAGAAUUGUUGCCUAGAAAAGAUGGUAUGAGUAGG
Messenger RNA from Marchantia polymorpha subsp. ruderalis, 6463 nucleotides. Lineage: Eukaryota; Viridiplantae; Streptophyta; Marchantiopsida; Marchantiales; Marchantiaceae. The record is from the annotation of a GenBank genome assembly.